AUGAACGACACCGAUCGCGCUAUCGAUGAGGUCUAUCGCAAGAUAGAGCGCGAGAAGGCUCUCAUUAAUGCCGCGAGUCACAUGCGCACGUCCACUAAUAAUGCCACUGUCCAAGCUCGUGUCGACAGCAAUAUCCGGGACUCCCGUCGAAACAUUGGAUAUCUGGAGGAAAAGCUACAAGAACUACAGCUGCGGAAGAUCGGCAGGUCUGACGAUGGUGGUCCGCCUCCACCUGCACAUGGCGGACCAGGAUAUGGCGCUCAAGGUGGCAGAGGGGGUCCUCAGUCAGGCAUGUACGGUCCAACACCGCCUCCGAAAGACGGUCAGCGGUAUGGCAACGACAGAGGAGACUACGGCGAUCCCGGACCUGGUGGCUACAGUCAAGGAGGAACCGGCAUGAUGCCUCCUCGAGCACCGUACGGUGACCCGCGGCAGUACAACACUCCUAUUCCCAAGGCUCGUCCAAACUUCUCGAAACUCGAUCUUAUCAAAUACGAUACGCCGUACCUCGGGCCCAAGAUUCAGCUUAUGCUGUCGCAGUUAGAGUUCAAGCUCUCGGUCGAGAAGCAAUACAAGGCUGGUAUUGAGAAGAUGGUCCGGCUGUAUCAAGAUGAGGGCGACCGAAAAAGCAGAUCCGACGCCGAAGGCCGCCGGAUCGAAAGUAACCAAAAGGUGCAACUGCUCAAGCAGGCUCUAAAAAAGUACACCGAUCUUCAUGUCGACAUCGACACAGCUGAAGGCGACGAUGAUAGUCUAAACGCUCCAAACAUGCGCAAGCCCUUGACAGGCCAUCUCGAAAUGAAAAUCCACGCCAUCAAAGAUGUUGAUCACGCAUCAACAUCACGAUUUUCGCGAGGUCCAGAAACAUUCAUCAUCGUCAAGGUAGAAGACAACGUCAAAGCAAAGACAAGAGCGAGCAGGAAUGACCGUUGGAUGGAGGAACACUUCAAUAUCGACAUCGACAAAGCUAACGAGAUCGAAUUGACCGUGUACGAUAAGGCAGGCGAACGACCAAUUCCGAUCGGGUUCCUCUGGGUCAGAAUAUCUGAUAUCGCCGAGGAAAUGCGACGAAAGAAGAUCGAAUCGGAAUUCCAGCAGCAGGGAUGGGUCUCCGCCGAUAAAAUGGCCAAUGGCGGUGGCAGCAUGGGCUCUGGCGGCAAGCCAAUGUCGGACUUCCAAGCACCACCGACAGCACCCUUCAUGGCACCGGGAGACGCAGCUGGUGCCGGCACAAUGUCUGGUAUACCUCAACAAACGAACAGUCAAGUCCAGAUCGAGACCUGGUUCUCACUGGAGCCGGCGGGUCGCAUCCAUCUUACCAUGGCCUUCCAGAAGCAGACUGGAGCGCGACGACCGAUGGAUCUUGGCCUGAACCGUCAAGGUGCCGUCCGUCAAAAGAAAGAAGACGUCAUCGAGAAGCAAGGUCACAAGUUCGUCAAGCAGCAAUUCUACAACGUUAUGCGCUGCGCGCUGUGUGGAGAUUACCUCAAGUAUUCGGCUGGCAUGCAGUGUAUGGAUUGCAAGUACACUUGUCACACCAAAUGCUAUCCCAAGGUCGUCACGAAGUGCAUUAGUAAGGCUUUAUCCGAAGUCGAUCCGGACGAAGAGAAGAUCAACCACCGCAUUCCCCAUCGCUUCGAGAACUUUUCCAACAUCGGUGCCAAUUGGUGCUGUCAUUGUGGCUAUUUGCUACCAUUAGGCGCAAUAAAGCCAAGAAGUGUACUGAAUGCGGUCUGA
Cyphellophora attinorum is the source of this 1737-nucleotide messenger RNA. Its product is annotated as Protein kinase C-like protein. The transcript is spliced from 2 exons. Gene Ontology annotation, molecular function: diacylglycerol-dependent serine/threonine kinase activity. Gene Ontology annotation, biological process: signal transduction; fungal-type cell wall biogenesis. NCBI's taxonomy places the organism in Eukaryota, Fungi, Ascomycota, Eurotiomycetes, Chaetothyriales, Cyphellophoraceae. The record is from RefSeq and is a predicted model, not a curated record. The coding region runs from base 1 to 1737 and encodes 578 amino acids.